UUCAUUAUAAGCACAUCGUUUACUUGAGGACUCUGGUGAAUUCCUGUUUUAAUUAACUAUAGAUCUCUGUAGCAUGCUACGUAUUAUAUGUUAACACAAUGUUUGUUGUAACACACAGAGACAAGAUGGAAGGAAACAAAAUGAAGGUACGCACAAAAGCAUUGAAGCAGUUGUUGCGCGCCUUGAAAAACAAAAUGGAAUGAGUCUCAGUAGCAAUUCCAGUCCUGAAGCAACAUUUAUGGAAACUUCAGAAAGGAUGAACAAUAUGGACGAUGCUGUAGUUCCUCGAGUUCUUUAUGAAGAAUUGCUGCGAAGCUAUCAGCAGCAGCAGGAAGAAAUGAGACACAUUCAACAAGAACUUGAGCGAACAAGAAGGCAGCUUGUUCAGCAAGCAAAAAAGCUAAAGGAGUAUGGGACAUUAGUGUCAGAAAUGAAGGAGCUCAGAGACUUGAACAGACGGCUACAGGAUGUACUGCUUCUCAGACUAGGCAGUGGUAAGUACUUGGAUAUACGUGGGACAAGUUCUUAAAUAAUUUAAUUUUAAAUUAGAAUGGCUGAAAUAAUCACAAUAUAAUCUGCUUCACUGCAUAUACCAGUCUUCCAUUUCAUACAUUGAAAAUUCUGUAUUCAUGUUCCUUUUUUCAUUCCUUUUAUUAAUAGAAAUUUUCAUCCUGGUAAUAUUGGCAUGCUUUUCCAGGGCUGCACACAGCCAUGCUGUGCUGCAGCUGUGGAAACAUACUCUUUUUGAAAACCACUUUGAGGUUUUAUUAUAAUCAGGCAGUAUAUAAAUGUUUUGAAAUAAAUAAAUACAUCUAGGUAUCUCUUCCCACCCAAACCAGAAAAAAGCAUGCAGAAAUAUAAGAAUCUUUCAUAGCACACUGGUCCUGUUAUGUCUGCGACAUCAUUUAUUGCAGCUUAAGUAUUGUUGCCAAAGUUCUUGGUAGAAUGAGAAAAGGAAUCCAAUAAAUAUCUUGAAUAAAUAUAAGCGUUCCAUCUUACAGCAUGAUCCUUUGCAUGUGUACUGUACUUGGAAUCUCACUAUUUAGCAGGACUUGCUUUCAGAUAAGUGUUCAUAGGAUUGGAGAACCAUAAGCCAAACUUUCAAAGUGCUCUCCUUGAGCAAACAACAUUUGCUCCAAUUUAUUUUUCAGUUCCAUGUCUGUAAAUUCCAUUGAUUUUUAAAAUUCAAUUUAGAUUUUCUCAAAAUGUAUACUAUCUAAAACUUUGUUUGGUUUACACAGAACCAAAGACACUUUUGCCACAUUUGGACAAUCAGGUACUGGCUUGACAAACAAGGCUUGUGGCACUAUUAUGAGUGUGUUUCCAAUGUUUCAAAGUCUCCAGAUAGGGGUACAGUCAUACCUUGUUUCUCGAACGUAAUCCAUUCCUGAAGUCCGUUUGACUUCUGAAAACCUUUGAAAACCAAGGCGUGGCUUCCAAUUGGGUGCAGGAGCUUCCCACACUCAGUCGGAAGCUGCGUCGGAUGUUCGGCUGUUUGCAAACUGGAACACGCACUUCCGGGUUUGCAGCCAAAAUGGACGAGUACCAAGGUGUUUGAGAACCAAGGUUCGACUGUAUAAGGAAAGGUGCUCCUUUAGGUAACCUCAUCUCAAUGUGUCCAGGGCUUUAUAUGCCAAUAGCAAGACCUAAAACCUGGCUCAAUAGCAAAAUGGCAGCCAGUGAAACUCUUUCAGCCCAGGUGUUAUGCACAGUUGAUAGGUGCCCUUUUCCACAGUCUUGCUGUGGCAUUAUGCACUAGCAACAGCUGCCAGUUCAACCUUAAGGGAAGCUCCACAAAGAGUUCAUUGCAGUAAUCUAAUCUGGAGACUUUCCGGGCUUUGACCACUUUACCUAGGCUAUUCCAAUAAAGGGAUGGUCAUAUCUGUUGCAGCAGCCAAACUAGCAGAAGGUGCUCCUUAUCCACUGGUUCUCCAGUGACAAAGAUGGAUUCAGGAGCACCACCAAACUACUUACUUGCUCCUUCAGAGAGUUAAACCCUAUUUAGAACAGUCAGUUGAUCUGUUCCUAGGCCUGGGAAGUGCUCCUAAACAGAACCUUAAUCCUAACCAGAAUUCAAGGUCAGUUUAUUGACCCUCAUCCAGCCCAUCAUGGUACCUAAGCACUUAUCCAAUUCCUGCAUAGUCACUUGAUUCAGAAAGAGUUGAGUUAUGUUUUGUCACUCACGGGAUGUGACAGAAAAUACAUAAUAAAAGCAAAACAAGCCAAUAACACCCCCCCAUCAUAUUUUGAAAGGGCAUCAGAUGUCCUGGUUAAAGGGGAAUGUUUUCAUCUGGUGCCUUAAAGGGGUAUAAUGAAAGUGCCAGCUGAACCUCCCUGGGGAGAGCAUUUCGCAAAUGGGGAGCCACUGCAGAAAAGGCCCAUUCUCGUGUUGCCACCCUCCAGGCCUGCCAUGGAGGUGACACAAAGAAGAGCGUCAGAGGAUGAUCUCAGGGUCUGGGUAGGUUCAUAUGGAGAGAAGCAGUCCAAUAAACUGUUUAAUCUAUAGGCUUUCUGCUAGACCACUGCUAAGCCACUGCCACAACAUAUUGGAUCUGUGCAUACAUAUGCCAUGCUCAUCUUUCAGUCGUGUUACUCUACAAAUACCUCUUAUUGUCAGUGUUCAGUCCUUCUCUGUGCAACUUUUUUUGGUUACCGUAUUUUUCGCUCCAUUGGACGCACCGGACCAUAGGACGCACCGGAUCAUAGGAGGGGGAGAACAGGGAAAAAGAUUUUUUUUCUUGUUCUCCCCCUCCAAAACAAGGUGCGUUCAAGGUACAUUCACCAGAGCUUGUGGGGCUGGUGGUGGGGAAGCGCUGCUUUCCCCACCGCCAGCCUCAAAGAUCCCUGAAGCCUUUGGAGCGCAGCGCCCCGCUGCCCUGCAGAGGCUUGCGCGCAGCCGUCCCAAGCUAGAGCAGCGAGACGGAGCCCUCCGUCUCGCUGUUCUGGCUUAGGAACAGCCUGCUAGCUUCUGCAGGACAGCGGGGUGAUGGCACCCGCUGCCCUGCAGAGGUUUGCGCACAGCCCUCCCCAAGCUAGGGCAGACGGCUGCGCGCAAACCUCUGCAGGGCAGCGGGGUGCCUUCACCCCGCUGUCCUGCAGAAGCUAGCAAGGCUGUUCCCAAGCCAGAACAGCGAGACGGAGGGCUCCGUCUCGCUGCUCUAGCUUGGGGAGGGCUGCGCGCAAACCUCUGCAGGGCAGCGGGGUGCCUUCAACCGCUGUCCUGCAGAAGCUAGCAAGGCUGUUCCCAAGCCAGAACAGCGAGACGGAGGGCUCCGUCACGCUGCUCUAGCUUGGGGAGGACUGCGCGCAAACCUCUGCAGGGCAGCGGGGUGCCUUCACCCCGCUGUCCUGCAGAAGCUAGCAAGGCUGUUCCCAAGCCAGAACAGCCGAGACGGAGGGCUCCGUCUCGCUGCUCUAGCUUGGGGACGGCUGCGCGCAAACCUCUGCAGGGCAGCGGGGUGCCUUCACCCCGCUGUCCUGCAGAAGCUAGCAAGGCUAUUCCCAAGCCAGAACAGCGAGAUGGAGGGCUCC
Molecule: messenger RNA, 3531 nt
Organism: Podarcis lilfordi (Lilford's wall lizard)
Lineage: Eukaryota; Metazoa; Chordata; Lepidosauria; Squamata; Lacertidae
Source: the annotation of a GenBank genome assembly